Molecule: messenger RNA, 1854 nt
Organism: Lentinula edodes (shiitake mushroom)
Lineage: Eukaryota; Fungi; Basidiomycota; Agaricomycetes; Agaricales; Omphalotaceae
Product: guanine nucleotide exchange factor
Exons: 7
Coding region: 1-1854 (617 amino acids)
Biological process (GO): G protein-coupled receptor signaling pathway
Cellular component (GO): cytoplasm
Molecular function (GO): guanyl-nucleotide exchange factor activity; G-protein alpha-subunit binding
Source: RefSeq, a predicted model, not a curated record
AUGGCGGACGUUUUGCAAACGUACACUGAGCUAUCGUCUUCGACGCCACGGUCUCAGGUGUCUUCUGUACUUCAAUCUAUAAUCAAUGCACCUCCCUUUACUUUUGAUCAAUCCUCGCGCGCAGAACUGAUCAGGCUUCUCUUGAAAGAUCUGAAAUCCCUAGGUCCCAAAUCCAGGCUAACUACAAAGGAUGCGGCGCAAGCACUACUCGCUGUAAAGACCCUGGGAAGGAUACCCUCUGGUUCUGAACCAUUAUCUGAGGCGGGAAACUUGUCGACACUGUUAUCCCUUUCAACUUCUUUAAAGGACGAACCAGAAGCGUCCACGGAAGCGUUGAGAUGUAUAGCAAAUACCCUGUUGCUUUUUGAUCACGCGAGGCAGACAUUAAUCUCAAAGGAAGUCAACGGCGGAGAUGCCUGCGUGUCCAUGCUGGAUAAAGCGACGACUCCAGAACAGACAUUCACACUCGCUCGGAUACUCUUUUUCUUGACGGUUUCACGAUCAGCCUUCAUCCAAUCAUUAAUAGAAGAGAAACGGCCAGGUCGCACCAUUGUUGAUAUCAUUGCAAGCAAGUUAGACACAACCAUGGUCAGCAUUCUAGCAGGAACGAAAUUUGCGCGGGACGCAAUGACGGAUAUUCUCAAAGUUGCGUUCAACAUUUUGCUGCAUUAUCCCAAGAUGGUCGGCAGUGAACCCUCGAGCGACGCUAAAGAGUGGGACGACUCGUGGAGUACGAAACUAGAAGGGCUCCUUCCGCCUCUCUUACGAGCCUACCAUACAAUUCCGCCUACAUUUCCUAUGCCGCUUGUCGCCCCACUAACGCAUAUCAUACAUGCUUUGAUCGUUAUACCAGUUAAUCCUUCCCUGCGACCGAUAUGGUUCAAUAUGAUCCCUCCUGCUAUGGGUCGUUCAUCUACCUCAAGUCGGACUUCGUCAAGUCGCAAAUCAUCGACAAAUAUCAAUUCUGCUUCCAGCUCACCUGUAUUGGGAAGUCCCACACUGGAGCCUUCUGAAUCUCCAGAUAGACGUUCCAAUACCUCGAUAAAGCCAAGCACCCUGGACCGUGCUCUAUCGGUCAUAUCUGCUGGUCGUAAAUCUCUCUCACGAUCGCCAUCACCGAGCCCUCCUUCCACCUCUCGUGAUGUUUUCCAACGCACACACGAUCUACUUGAGGUUGCUUUCUCACAUCACUUCCCUGACAACUCAGAUCCAGACUCACAAGAAGUCCGAGAGGCUUUCAAGCAGGAGGUGGAAGCAACUGGGGCACCCUCAGAUACCUCACUAGAUGAUAUUCUGUCGCCGCUGGUCGUCCUAUGCACCCGGCUUUGUCUAGCGGAUGAAUCGAGUCGAGUUAGGAUGCGGGAAUGGACUGUCCCUCCUGAUCUUGAUAGGACAAAUCCUUUGGACGAAAGAGCAGAUUUUUUAGGGAGGUGCAUCAGGUUAUUAGGAAGUGUUUAUCACACUAGGCUAAAAGAUGCAGUGGGAGAAAUGCUCUAUGCAGCUUGUGAUUCUGACGCCGCGUUACUUUCUAGCUUGUUUGGCUAUGGUCAUGUUGCGGGACUUCUUUUCAAUAAAGGUGUCAUGUCUGCACCACCUCCUCCUUCAACUUCCUUGUCUUCUUCUGCACCCGAUCCUUCGUCCUCGACUACCGGGCAACGUGAAAUAAAUCCGAUCACAGGAACAUAUGCGCCCAAUGGGCCUACUGUAUCUGCUACUGCCGAUAUGACUGAAGAUGAGAAAGAACAGGAAAUGGAGAAACUGUUCGUGCUGUUCGAUAGGUUGGAACGGUCAGGUUCAAUGCCGGCUAGUCAAAAUCCCAUGAGGAAGAUCAUUGAGAAAAGCAUGUCGCCUUGA